Molecule: messenger RNA, 1368 nt
Organism: Oryctolagus cuniculus (rabbit)
Lineage: Eukaryota; Metazoa; Chordata; Mammalia; Lagomorpha; Leporidae
Product: melanoma-associated antigen 10
Biological process (GO): negative regulation of transcription by RNA polymerase II
Cellular component (GO): nucleus
Source: RefSeq, a predicted model, not a curated record
CAUCCUGCUGUCAGAUCUGGGGUUCUGAGCGUGCUGCUUGCAGUCUGCAGCCUGAGAGUCCCCACAAUUCAUCUUACAGGAGCUUCAAGAACCAACUGAUGAAAGUCUUGGUCUGAGGCAGUGCCUUCAGAUCACAGAGAAGAAAAGGCCCAGGCAGCAUCAAAGAGUCAAGGCUGGUGGCCUCCAUCGACCAGCCGCUACCCACCCUUGUGCCAGCUGCCCCCAGGAAAGCCAAGAUGCAUGAGGAUCAGAGGAGUCAGCUCUACAGGCCUGAAGGACAACCCCAGGCCCAAGGAGAGGCACCAGGCAGUGAAUUCCAUGAUGGCACAGGUGCCUGCCAGGACCCAACAGCACAUGAAUCCUCACAUCUGGGGACACUAGAAGUGAAGAUGGGUGAGUUGCUGCAGCUCCUGCUCCAUAAGUAUCGAAUGAAGGAGCCGAUCACCAAAGUCGAAAUGCUGUCAUGUGUCGGCAAAAAUUAUGAAGACCAAUUCCCUGCGAUCUUCAGUAAGGUGUGUGGGUGCAUGCAGCUGGCCCUUGGCAUUGAUGUGAAGGAAGUAGACCCCGUGGGUCACUCCUAUGAGCUUAACACUGCUCUGGGCCUCACCUAUGAUGGGAUGCUGGAUGAUGAUCAGAGCAUGCCCAAGACUAGCCUCCUGAUAAUGAUCCUGGGCCUGAUCUUCUCAGAAGGCAACUGUGCCUUUGAGAAGGAGCUGUGGGAAUCUCUGAGUGUCAUGGGGGUGUAUGCUGACAGGGAGCACCACAUCUACGGGGAGCCCAGGAAGCUCCUGACUGAAGAAUGGGUGCGGGAAGGUUACCUGGAGUACUUGCAGGUGUCCCACAGUGAUCUUGCUUGCUGUGUGUUCUUGUGGGGGCCACGGGCCCAUGCUGAAACCACCAAGAUGAGAGUCCUGGAGUAUUUGGCCAAGUUCAGUAACACUGAUGCCAGGUCCUUCGCAUCUCUGUAUGAAGAGGCUCUAAGAGAUGAGCAAGCAAGGGUCCAAGCAGGAGAUGCAGUUGGGGCCGGUGGGGGAGCCAGGGCCUGAGCCAGAUUCACUUCCAGCAGCUCCUCCCGCCCAUUUUAAACCAAUUUCCAGGCUUGUUUGAAGAGAGAGUGGUCAGCAUUCUGAGUAGUGCAAGGGCGGGGAGGGUUGGAGGACACACGCGGUAUUCCAUUUGUGUGAUCUUGUUUUAUUUGUUUGGUGUCAACGUUGACCUUUGUAUUUCUCAAAUAUUUUGGCUGAUAAACAAAAUUUCAAAUGCCUUCAUCAUGGGGGUUGUUGAAUGACAGUAGUCACACAUUUAUUGCUGUUACCUACUUGAGCUUUAUGAGACUGUUGCCAUGUGAUCAAUAAAUUGGGAAAUGUA